GUGACAUGUUUGUGGUGGACGAGGGCUCCUCAGCCUGUCUAUGUGGGGGAGUGCUGGGGGCUGAGGACCCCGAUACGUACCCUGAAGAGCUCCUCUUCAUCCUGGAAAACCCACCACUACAGGGCUUCCUGGAGAACACCCUGCCCUCGCCAGGCUUUGAGAAGAGCAACGCAGGCCUCAGAGUGGGUCAGUGGCACACAGAUCCUUAAAGUGAUAGCUGAAGGGAAGUUCAUGCCAAAUCUAUAUUUGGGUGGAAGUCCCCAUACCUGUGUCUGAAGGCCCAUAGUGACAGAAUCAACAAUAAUCCAUUGUUCACUUCUGCCACAGCUAGGAGUUAGCAUAAUUAGCAUCAUCCAAAUUCAUGAAUGUAAACAGCGGUACCGAUGUAAGCAAAGCUGCAUUGCAAGCAGAAACUUCCUCAAAAACACUUAAAACUAAGUUCAGUAGUUGGUGCAGGGAUUUUUUAAACACGCAUACUGCUGAAAUAAUCGCUGGGAUUUUGUCACUCAAAACUGGAACUAUUUCCAUAUGUAGUCUCAAAGCCGCAACUGUUUCUGUUGUUUUCUGUAACAUGAACAAUAAAGUUAUAUUGUAUUCCAUUGGGCACUCAGAUCCGGAUUGAUUACCAGCUGUGAACAAACUCACCAAUGGCUAUCAGAGCAUUGGAAUAUUCUGAUACUACUUCAAAAAUAACGACGGGCAAGAAAACAUGGACAGGUUCUUCGCGAGCAUCGACACUUCCAAACUUAGUUUUAAGUGUUUUUGAGGAAGUUGUGGCUUGCAAUAUAGCUUUUCUAACAUCGGUACCGUUGUUUACAUUCAUGAAUUUGGAAAAUGCAAAUUAUUCUAACUCCUGGCUGUGGCAGAAGUAAACAAUGGAUUAUUGUAGUUUCUGUCAAUAUAAGCCUUCAGACAGAACUCAAGGCAAGGGGAAUUCCACCCAAAUAUAGAUUUAGCAUGAACUAUCCCUUAAGCUCUGUAGUCAAAAGGUUAGCCAUGGUUAGUUCACCACACCAUGGUUAGUUCUAAGUUGGCCAUUAGUUAUCUUGCUGAUAUCUACUGACACAAGCUAUUAUGACUGUUUAAAAAAAAAGAAUACCUUAAUCCGGCUCAAAGGACAAGGAAUUCUAUAUCCGGUUCGAAGGACCAAUAAGGGACAGCCUUUUUAACACAUGUUAUAUCAUGCUUAUAUGGCAGUAAAGCUUUGUGACUAUCACAUUUUUUUUUGAAUUAUGUGAAUAAGAUACUGCCUAGGCCCACUGUUCUCCCAUACACUGCUGUUGUGUUCGGUGUACUCAGUCUCAGCCAGAAUGGACCUUGCACACAGUUAACUCUAAGUCGACAAGAGUACAAUGAAACAUAUUCAUUUCUACUCAUACCCCUGCUGUGUUGUUGUUGUGUGUUCAGUCUCAUUCAGCCUGCUCCACCUCAGAGCCGGCUACAUCAACUACGUCCAGGCGGAGCACCAGGGGACUGAGCCCACCGUGGACCAGCUGGUGAUCAGUGUGAGCGACGGGAUGCACAAGUCUACCCCCGUCCCCUUCUACAUCAUCAUCCACCCCACCAACGACGAGACUCCCUCUCUGAUGCUUAGCAACUUCACCGUAAGUCGCCUCACAUCCAUCCAUCUAACGCUUGAAGUCUUUGGCCAUGUUUAAAUACUUUGGAAAAUGCACCCUCCUGUCAUCCCACUGAUCUGACACGACUUGGUGGGUCUAAGCUAUGGAGUGGAAUCUUUGCUUUCGCAUAUCCAACCGUGUUAGACUAGUGAUUACCUCAAGGAAGGGAGAGAGGAAGGAGGCAUUUUCACAGUGUUCAAACAGGUCCAUGGUCCGCGACGGAGUCUUCCCUCUCUUCCUAUGACGUCUCCUCCAUCUCCUCACACCACACCUGCUUAAUUUCCUUCCUUCCUUCCUUUCUUUCCCUUCGGACUCAUCCUCCUUUUCCUCAUCCCUCUUUUUCCCCAGGUGAUAGAGGGAGGGAUGAAGGAGCUGAGUCCGGCCAUUUUGAACGCGUUGGACUUGGACGCCCCGGCGGACAUUUUGACCUUCACAGUGUUGGUUCCCCCAGCCCACGGGACCCUGCUGAACGGGAUCUAUGGAACGGAGAUGAGCCGCUAUAAGAAAAUGGGCCCCAAGCUACUGCUGCAGAGCCUGAUUGUACAUACCUUCACCAUGGAGGAGCUCAAACAAGGUGAGACACUUGAAUUGUAUGUAUAUGUCGGAAGCACCACUGUAGCCCUAAAAGUAUUUGCCCUUAGGGGACCAAUAAUGAUUUAAACAGAAUUGAUUUGAAUAAUCUUAUUCAGUUUAUGGUCGAAAUAUUGCAAUAAACUCUACAGGAGCAUAUGGCUUACUGUAGGCCUAUGUCUGUUAUUCUAUGCACCGGGAAGAAUUGUUGUGCACCGUUGUUUUUUAUCUAUAGUAAGGCAGCAGUUGCCUUCAUGUAUCUGUGUAUUCUUUUGGUUUAGUGCCAUAUGUUGACUAGUGUCAUUUGUUAGUCUAUGCCUUUCUGGGUUUAAGGUUGUUGGGUUGUUAUUCGGGGGGUACAGUAUUUGCAUCCCACUACAAGGCCAGCCUGCCCCUUCCUCCCUUCCUUCCAGAGGGCUGUGCGUUGUGUUGUCAUCGUCGUCGGGGUCAGGCCCCUGCUGAACAGAUGUUCGAGACAGAGGUCGCAGAGCGCCCGUGGUGCUGCUGCUGCUGUCUCCGCUGCACACGGUCCUUCCAACUGCUCUCUCUCUCUCUCUCUCUCUCUCUCUCUCUCUCUCUCUCUCUCUCUCUCUCUCUCUCUCUCUCUCUCUCUCUCUCUCUCUCUCUCUCUCUGCUGCCUGCACAAUUACCUCACAGCCACUGUACACUGAGUGUUCAGUCACUGAGCACACACACAGACAUGCACACACACAUGCAAGUGCGUACACACAUACACAAGUAUGCACAUACACGCACACACUCCUUGUUAGCAGCUGACCCAUGGAAACAUAGGUGAACAAGGCUUUAGGUCAAUCUGUUUGUUUUGGCUUCUUCAAAGACCAUAGCAAUAGUGAAAAUUGCCAAUGUGUUUGUGUGAUGAGCCCAAUUUGAUACUGUUGAAAAAACGAGUGGAAAAUGUGAUGCGUUGACAGCACUCCUUUUUCGCAACAAAACAUUACAGUUCUUGGAAAAGUUAGUUUCUCAUUUCAACGACAUAUUUAAAUUUUUUGUAGAAAUACUUCAAUGUCUCUACCCUAAAAACAUACAUUUACACAGGUUGCUACUCUAUUUACAACACGACCGAACACCCCAACCCAAAAUCCCACCAAAAUCCCACCAAUCUGUCCUCCCGUUCACCCUCUCCCACCCUCUCCCUGACUCUUCCCCUCUUGGCCCCUAUCUGCAGGAAUGAGGAUCAUGUACAUGCACGAUGACACGGAAACCCUGAAGGAUUCGUUCACUGUGCAGCUGACAGAUGGCCGCCACACAAUCCAGGGGACCGCUCGCCUCCUUGUCCUACCAGUCAACGAUGAAAAGCCCCGGCUGCUAAAGUAAGGAUAAGAAGAACGCCCUGGGAGGAACACUCGGAGCCAAGAAGGGGAUAAGGGAGGGUUGGGUGAGGAAGGGGAGGGAGGGGGAGGAAGGGAAUGUGGGGGUGGGGGGAAGAGAGGGAUCGGGAAAGAAAGGGGGUGAGUGAAGGUGGGCAAGAAAGCGGAUGGAAUGGAGGGAGGGAGGGAAGGGGAGGUGGAGGAUUGGGGCAGAAGGGGGGUGGGGAGGGUGGGGGGGUAUGGACUCGGGGGUCAACACACACAAACCUAUACAGCACAUGUGGCGGGUAUGGGAGUAUGUUAAAUCUCCCUGUGUCCCCCACUCGAAUGAGUGACUGGGAAUCAAGUUACAUCCUUGAAUAGGUCCUCCUCUGUCCUCCUCCUCCUCCUCCUCCUCCUCCUCCUCCUCCUGUUGUUCCACUAUUUCUCCUUAGAUCAGGAGUUUUUUUGAAUCAGUGCGUUGGCACGGGUUGCAGUCCAUAAAGGCCGCAUAGGCAGAAGUAAUGUGGCUUUUUGGCAGAUGCCCACUUCCUUGUUUGCGGUGCCCUGGUGGAUGGCUCUGACAGGUCUCUCCUGCUCGCCUGGCCCAUUGUUCCAUGCCAGGCAGCAGGGGGAGGGAGGGGAUCUGGUGUUGUUGACGUGUGUUCAGGAUGAGGACUCAUCUGAGCGUGCUAGGUUUAGGGAGGCUAGGGUGUUAGGGGCUCUGUGGCCCUAGCUGCAUGUGUCUUUCUCUAUCUCUGUGGCCCACUGUGUUUGUCCUUCUCUCUCUGGGCUGGGGCCCCUCAGUUGACUGGUGCUAGUCGGCACUGCUUGUAGGGAGCUGUAUAUGAGUUGGAACUGGUACUUUGCUCACGUGUGUACCUUCUCCUCCUUUUGUCCCCAAUGUCUCUGUGGCCCUCAGUGUCUUUGCUGGGGGUUGUACGCUCUAAUAAUGUCUCUCUCUCUCUCGCUUUCUCUUUCUCUCAGUAGCCCCUAGUAUUUAUUUGUGUUUCUGUGGUCCUGACCAUCUCGUGUAUCUUCUCUGUUAGAAAUGCAGGUGUGGAGGUGGACUGGAUGGACAGGAGGGUGAUCUCCAGUGUGGUGUUGGAGGCAGAAGACCUGGACACUCCUCCCAGUAAGCUCUACUACAUCCUCAACGCUGGGCCCAGGUUUGGCAGGCUGCAGCUCAAGGUUAGUGCAAAGCAUGGCCCCUCUUCAAAUGAUACUGAGAAUCAAGAUAUUUAAUAACGCUAUCUAUAGCGUCUCCAGAUACACCUGACGUCACCCUCCUGACCUACAUCUGACCAUGUGUAAAAGUAACAUUUUAGUGUGUCCUCUUCCCUUUGUGCAGGCAGAAGCUGGCUGGACAGACGUGGGAGCGGGUCAGAACUUCACCCAGGAGGACGUGGAGCUGAACCGCGUGUGGUACGCCCACACUACCGGCACCGGGUUCAAAGGUCAUGACAGCAUCCGUUUCAUCCUCAGUGACCUAGACAACGAGACUCCUCCUCAGAGCUUCUUCAUCUCAGUACGCACCAUCCAGAAGGGUGAGGACAGGACAGCCACAUGGACACGGUGUCAUUGUUAUUAUUAGUGUGCUUGUUGAAAUACUUUAAGACAAAUAAGCACGCACAUUUUUUUCAGGAAAUUUCGUUUUCUAGUUCCUUGUAAUUUGUCUUUAACAUUUUGAGAUGGGCCAUCUCUUCCUCUCUGGAGGAGCCUCCUCUUUUAUCCGCAUAAUGGAACUACUUUAUCAAUCACAUGCUAGCACAUAGUCGCAUAUUGUCUCUACAUCUAGCAUUACGUAGUACUUAGCUGGCAAAGAAAAAGGUAAAUAAAUAGGUAAAUUCAGUCACUGAACUUUUCCUAGACAGGUUACAGCACUCAGCUACAGCACUACCCAACAGUAUACCACAACAGUACACCUCGUUAACCCACCAAGACACAACAACAACCACCUGGGUGACGCAUGGCACGGCAGCCAUUUUGUGCCUCAACGCAUCACACACGCAUCAGCAGCGGCCCAAAGCAAACUUUCUCCAGCCACUGCGUCUUGGCCAUGUAUAAUUGAAUAGGUGGCUUUCCCUAUAGCCAGGCCAGCUUUGCCAGUUGGGUGAGCAUGACAUGCGAGGCGGGGUGAAGCGAAGAGUUGAGGAGAGGGAGUGCAAUCAGUGGUGCGCUUGGCCCUCUUGGCUCAGUGCCCUCUGAUCCUGGAGGAGCGAAGGUGAGAAAAGCCCAUGCGCUCAGCACCGCAGGAAGAGCCACCUCGGAACGUGAAUAAUUGAAGGAUGUAGGGAGUGAACAGAUGUAGAGUUUUGGUUGCCUCUGCAGUUCUCUUGUUGUUGUGUUGUCGUCAUCAUUGCUCUCUCAAGUCGCUGCCAGGCUAUUAUUGAAAACAAACCAUUCAUACGGGUUUUUGGUACAGUUCAUAUUGUGCUAGCCUAUCAAAUCAAGUGCAUCUAAGUUAAGCUGACAGUCCCUGAUUUCGGGCACUAUCAUGCUUUAUUUGAUGCUUAUAAUACACUUUUAUCUAUUUUAUAACUCAGAAAGAAAAAAAUGAAGCAUUGAUACAUUUAACAGUGAAAUAGACACAAAAAGCUGCUAUUGCUUGACGUAAUGACUGUUCUCAUGUGUCCAGGUGACAUAUUGCUGGUCACCAGGCCGGUCACCCUGAUGGAGGGAGAGCGGCUCAUCCUGACCACAGACAUCCUACUGGCUACGGACGGGGCGGCCAGACCGGGGGAGCUGCUCUACACCGUGUCCAUCCCGCCCAAACAUGGACACGUCCACGCCGUCCAGCAUCCCGGAAUGCCGUUCCACGCCUUCUCCCAGCUGGACGUGGCGGCUCAGCGUGUGUGUUACACCCACGACAACAGUCACACGGCUGAGCAGGACUCCUUCAGGUCAGACUGACACGUUGUAGUAUUUUGUUUCAUUUUGUAUUUUUUGGUUGGACAUACAAGACAUAGGAUAGAUACAAACAUUUAUUGGAAUAGUCUAUAUCCAUUUUCUUUAGACUGACACAUUAGUUGAAUAUUGGAUGAUCGAAUUUAAAGCUUUUAUUGUUCAUUCAGAUUUCAUUGGAUGUGUAUUUGGCUCAAAUUUCAGGCACAAUUAUGUAAACAAUAAAAAAAAUAUAUCUCCUUUUGACUUAAAAAGAUAUGGCAUAAAAUGUCAUUAAUUGGUCUGUUGAUUUUGACUGAAUAAGGAAGAUGUUAGAUUUUUUAAAUCACCGACACGGUGCCUGCCCAAAAAGUAUCACACAUAAAAAGAAGCAAGAGAUGAGAGCGGCCUGCUACAGUAUGUUUAUGUGCUUCUUCCAGACAAUUUGGCAGGGGGCUUGGGUGGUGAGAGAGAUGGCGGGCGUAUGACUGACCUGUCCUCUCCUCUGUCUGCUCUCCUUUCCGUCCCUGGUGUGUCUGAGGACGCUGGUUUGUCACCCAGAAGCCUGGCACACACACACACACACAAACACACACACACACAGAGCCUGGCUGUGUUUCACCUCAGGGUCAGCUGGGAGCCAGGAGCCUUUCUGCAGCCAAGCUAUCAAAGGACGAGAGGAGAUGAGAGGGGGGAGCACUUUAGUGGGCGCACACACACUGCGUAUGCUCUCUGCCAAAGAGGGAGGUGAUAGCCGUCCGGCAUGGGGCAGUAGUGAUGGUAUUUCUUAACUGACACAUUGAACCCAAUAGAGCAAUCAGCCAUGUUAUCCACCCGCUUCUAAGAACUCAAAUACAAACUGACUACAUCCUUAGAUCUAAAGCAUCCAUCUAUUUAACUGUGACUAGUUCUACUGGGUUCUACUGGGUUCUACUUGGUUCUGGUUAAACCCAUGUGUAUGAGCGUAUCUGACCAGCUCCAUGCUGUAUUGGUGUGUGCUACAGAAUGUUCCAUUUGGAGGGUGACUGGUGGCAGUGUGUGAUGGCAGCGGUUGGAGCCUCGGAUGGGGCCACACCUGAGCACACACCUGUGCGUAAGAGCAGGGGCCUGGCUCAGGCCCCAGGCAGAAGGUGUUUUCUAUGCCCCCCUCUUCUGGUCGCCGUGACAGCGGAUGAUGAAUGGGCAUUAUUAGGAGAAUGAUAACGCCGGCUGGCAUCGGUUGCCAUGGCGGCCAGAAAGGAGUGUACAGAGUACAGACAGACAGGCAUCUCUGGGAACAAUUACCUAGCAAAUAUGGGAUGGUGGAGGUGGCAGAUGUUGCACCGGUUUGGCUUAGAGAGGGGGACCUGUGUGUGUGUGUGUGUGUGUGGUGGCCAGUGUUUGUCAUGGUGGAGCCUAGGGCAGUUCUCAGCUGCAGGGCUGCAGGGCUGUGUGUGUGAGAGGCAGAUUGACUUGGCAGCGAGUUGAACGAGGGCUAAAAUCUGUCCACACACACACCACUGUCCCAAUUUCAGCUCCAGUGCAUUGUCAUUGUAGCAUGUGGUGAGCCAUGGACCGGUCUGUGAACACACAAGACUCAUCCAGCUUAAAAAUGGGAAAGGGGCCCUUAUGAUUGAUUCAUUGCCUUUUUACAUUGGAUCUGUAAUAAUAGCUAGCCUCAUCAUGGGAGAAUAAUGUGAUGGAUUUUGUGUUUUUAGAUAACUUUGAGAUUAUAUUGAUUUUGGUAGUUAUUUUUCAAUGCUAUAGCAAUUUAUUUUUAAAUAACUUUCUAUCAUACAGAUCGUGUUUGCCAGUGGCAUCAUGCAAAAAUUGCCUGAUUGCUUAUCAUUUAAUUUGUACACUUUCCCCAUCUAUCUUUUGCUGUUAUACAAGAUGUCCACGAGUUGGCAUUAGCCCUUUGAACUGUACCUCCAUCUCCUGUGUUUUAAUGGAUACACCACCGCAAUAGCCCACAGCAAAACCACCAGUUCACCUCAUUAUACAGUCCUUUACCAACCAAUCCUAACCCGUUUUUACACCAACCGUGAUCUGUGCUUUCUGUGCCGAACUACACAACAAUAACCAAAUUUCAUCCAUCCACUUUUCCAUUUCCUCCCCACAGCUUCGUCGUCACCAACGGCAUCAGCUCCCGCAGCGGCUCCCUGCACUUCACCAUAGAACACGGUGACCGGAUCCCGCCGUCCCUCAACUGCAAUACUGGCCUCCAACUGACAGAGGGAGCGGUGAAGACCAUCACACCAGACCACCUGGAGCUCACCGACCCCGAUACUGCUGUGGGGAAUCUGACCUAUGCCCUCACCCAGCCCCCGCAGUACGGCAAGCUGCUCCUCAAGGGGUACCCACUGACGGUACCCCGUUUUACCCAGACUGAUAUCAACAACAUGGACCUGGCUUACCAACACUACCAGGGCAGCCUGGCCCAGAUUGACAGAUUUAGUCUGAUGCCGUCUGAUGGUACUAACAGAGGAUACCUGGAGUAUGGACAGCUGAAGGAGGAGCCGCUGUUCUUCACAAUACAGGUGGGCUUUACUGGUUUUUAUACUUCACCAAAUCUUGUAUGCCAGGGAGGUAUUCUGAUCUUUUUUUCACUUAUCUCUGAAAAGAUCUGAUGUGAUUGGUAAAAAGACCAAUUAGUGAAAAAAAGGUUGAAUUGGGUUGCCUGCGUGAACGCAGCCCAAGUGUCAAAUCAAAUCAAAUCAAAUCUUAUUGGCCACAUGCGCCGAAUACAACAGGUGCAGACAUUACAGUGAAAUGCUUACUUACAGCCCUUAACCAACAGUGCAUUUCUUCAGAAUAUGAGCGCUGAUCUAGGACCAGUUAUGCCUUUUAGAUCAUUAUUAUACAAUGCUCCCUCCCUCCACUCCAGUCCCGAACUGCUUUAAUCAACUCUUCAUUUUCCCCUAAAAUAUUCUUAUUUUUAUUUCCUUUUUGUUUGUGUCCUGUAAUUCAGCUUUUAGCUGUGAAUGUGUACAAGCUCAAAUAAACCUUACUAUAAUAUACACUGAGUGUACAAAACAUUAGGAACACUUUCAAUUACAUAGACUGACCAGGUGAAUCCAGGUGAAAGCUACAGUAUAGCUACUUAUUGAUGUCACUUGUUAAAUCCACUUCAAUCAGUGUAGAUGAAGGGGAGGGGACAGGUUAAAGAAGGAUUUUUAAGCCUUGAGACAAUUGAAACAUUGAUUGUGUAUGUGUACGAUUUAGAGAGUGAAUGGGGAAGACAAAGGAUUUAAAUGCCUUUGAACGGGGUAUGGUAGUAGGUGCCAGGCGCACUGGUUUGAGUGUGUUAAGAACUGCAACGCUGCUGGUUUUUCACGCUCAACAGUUUCUUGUGUGUAUCAUUGGAGUCAACAUGGAAUGCUUUUGACACCUUGUAGAGUCCAUACCCCGACAAAUUAAGGGUGUUCUGGGGGCAAAACUCAAUAUUAGGAAAAUGUUCUUAGUGUUCUUAGACAUGAAGGACCUGAUCCUAGAUCAGCGUUCUUACACUUAGACACUUUGUGAAUAUGAACCCAGGCUUCUAAGCCUAUAGUGUCACCAGACAUACAGUACACAGAUGUACUAAACGUUUGCAGCUUUUAUUUGCCAAACGCAAAUAAAGUAUAAAAGCGAGAACCAAAUUUUUGUUAAAAUAAAAUGAAGAAAAGGUUCAUAAUAACCGAAGUGCAACUAUCAAUCAUGCUUUUUUCCAAACAAUCAUUUCUACUUCCCACAAGCAAUUAUUUCAACAUGAGCUAUCUUUGUAGUGGUAUUCACUCAGACAGGGAGAGAGGAGAGAGUUAACCCUCCCUACAGUAUUGCAUACUAACCUGUCAGGCUGCUGGGCUGUUGUGGCCAGGUCGAUGGGGCUGCUGCUGUGACACUCUGUUCCUUGUGCCUCCCCUCUCCUGUGGCCCGCCACGCACUCACAUAUUCUAGAGCUGAAACGGUCAGCCAGGCGGAUAACCUGCUGGCCAGCCUACCCUGCCCUGGGCCUCUGUGUGUGUGUGGGGGGGGGGGGGGGUCAUAAGCAGGCCUGGCCAGCAAAUGUUCCCCUCGGUCUAGCGAGACUCUCUUUCUGUCACUUGGCUAGGGCCGCGCUACACUACCGUGAGCCAAACAGCGCGGGUCCGCUCCUCUCGAAUGCUCAACAUCUGGCCCCCUUAAGACUGUACAAUGCAUAAUAUGCCUUAAUAAGUAUAUAGGUUGAGAACUGUUGUGUAAGAGCACAGUUUGAAAGAUAUGGCAUAUAGAACCAAACCAGAUGGACAUCAUGAAAAUGAUCGAAGAGGUUGAGGGUAGAGGAAGUUCAGGAGUAAAAACAAACAAAAUAUAAUGAUUGUAAAAUUGACUGUGUCCAUAAAAUGUAUAUUGUAUGUAUAAGCUGGAAGUAUAGGCCUAAGCAUUGUUCACUAGUUUACUCCAAUUAGGGGAGGGGUGGUGGGGUUGGAAAGUAAUAAAGGGAAAAAAAAAUGUUUUAAAGGAUAUGUAUAUAUAUGUAUGUAUAUGUAUUUAUAUGUGUGUAUGUAUGUAUGUGUAUAUAUAUGUAUGUGUGUAUAUAUAUAUAUAUAUAUAUAUAUAUAUAUAUAUAUAUAUAUAUAUUUGCGAAAUAAAACAUAUGGGGGAUUGGAAGGUACAAUCUAUCUGCAAUAUAAAAGGUGAUCUACCCCCUAAAAAACAAAAAAAACAAAAAACAAAAGUGAUUAGAAAAAAUAGAUACAAAAAUUUAAGACUGUACCAUGCAUUCAGUACAGUAGCACUAGCAUAAUGAAUAAUGUCUACAACAGACCUCACAAGUGGAGGACCUCAGAGGGUAUAGUACAGGUAGUGCAUGAUAACAAGCUGUGUAAAUAACUAUAUCACGUAUAUCCUUCAUAUAUUUGCCCUUAUUGCUCUCCAAUUGUUCUCUGUAUGCAAUCAGAGGACUUUAUUUGGGCCAAACAUCAUAAUUUUUGUCUGAUAUGUUACUAAAAAGAACGUACCAGAAUACAAUACAAUACUCUUUUUUUUAUUGCAUCUAUGAAGAGGACUUGCUAUCUACUACAGUGGAAUUAAGAUACUCACACCAACGGUUCUGUUGUCAUGAGACAUAAUCAGAGCACCCUCUUCUGGCCUUUUGAUAGAAGUGCAUGUGACAGUACAUUUACUGUGGUCACUAACACUGGUCAUGGAGACCCACAUGGUGUGCAGGUUUUUGUUCCAGCCCAGCACUAACACCCUUGAUUCAACUAAUCAGCUGAUCACCAAGACCUUGAUUAGUUUAAUCAGUUGUGUGUAUUAGUGCUGGGCAGGAACAAAAGCCUGCACAACAUGUGGGUCUCCAGGACCAGUAUUUGCUGAAAGGAUUUGUCAUGGGCCUCCAGAUUCUCAAAACUACAGCUUCACCAUUGAGAGCAUCUUGACUGGCUGCAUCACCGCUUGGUAUGGCAACUGCGGCAUACGACCGCAAGGCACUACAGAGUGUAGUGCGUACAGCCAAGUACAUCAUUGGGGCCGACCUCCCUGCCAUCCAGGACCUCUAUACCAGGCGUGUCAGAGGAAGGCCCUAAAAAUUAUCAAAGAUUCCAGCCACCCUAGUCAUAGACUGUUCUCUCUGCUACUGCACGGCAAGCGGUACCGGAGCGCCAAGUCUGGGACCAAAAGGCUCCUGAACAGCUUCUAUCCCCAAGCCAUAAGACAUCUGAACAGUUAAGCACCUGGACUAUUUGCAUUGGCCCCCUUCUUUUUUUUUGCACUGAUAUUCUUGCACUGGCUCUAUGCACACUCACUGGACUCUACUCACAUGUACUACACUGACACUCCAACACACACACACACACACCCUCACACACAGACACAUUUUCCACUCUCCACAUACGCUGCUGCUACUCUAUUUCUUAUCUAACCUGAUUGCCUAGUCAAUUUUACCCCUGCCCACAUGUACAUACAGUAUUACCUCAACGACCUCAUACACCUGCACAUUGACUCGGUACCGGUACUCCGUGUAUAUAGCCUCGUUAUUGUUAUUUUAUUGCGUUACCAUUUCUUUUUUUUGUGUAUAAUAUUUUGUUAUUAUAAUGUUUUUGAUUUGGAACAACCUUUAAUUGGACAUAGUGCACUUACAACAAAACACCAGUAGAGGGUUCUCUGAUUACAUGACCACAGAACCCAACCAACUUACUGCACUGCUUUUAAACUGAAACACCGUGGUCACAUUAAGGCACGCAUUGGAAAUGUUUAAAAAAAGUUUUUCAACACAAAAAACGAAAAUGAACGUUUCUGAUUGGACAAGUCUAGUUAAUCCCUCGCUGUUUGUCUGUUAUCUUAUGUUGAGUGCCCUAAUGAGCACGACCUUGUCCACCUCUAGGUGGAGCAUGUAGACAGGAACCCACCCAGCCUGGUGACCAAGCGGAUCCCCAGUACAGUGGAGAACCUCUCGGGGGGACUAGGGGACAAGCAGGGCAUCUACAUCACGUCACGUGACCUCCAGGCCUCUGACCCCGACAGUCCCGCCCAGGAACUGGAGUUCACCAUCACACGGCCGCCUCACUUCGGCUACCUAGAGAACGCCCUCACCGGUAGCUCCAUUUCUUCGAAUUGAAUCAACUUUAUAGAUAAACAGAGGGGAAAUUAGAUUCAUUAUUUCCAUUUGUUGUGUGUUUUUUUAAUUAACUUUUAAAUAUACUUACCUAAUUGGGUAUGUUGAGGGAGAGGUGGUAGUGUUUGAGGAUAUUGUAUGUUCAGUCAAAUAUCUAGAUUGUAACAUGUACGUUACCCCUUUCUUGAAGGUACAAUCUGUAGCUGUCAUUUCCAGACAAAAGUGCAGCUUUUUUAUGUCCGUCUGUGGAUACAAAGCAAGUCUUGGUGCCAUUUGAAAGUACAGUACCUUGCAAUGAUCUACAGUAGCAGUGAAUACAUCAGGGUGAUAGUAAAGUGUUCUGUAGUAGAUGUGUGCAGUGUAGUGACAGCUUUUUCUCUGUUCUUUGUGUGCUUGCCUAGGGGCGUACAUCAAAGGACGCUUCACCCAGAGGGAUUUGCAGCAGCGCGCCGUGCGCUAUGUCAUCCCCACCGACAUGGAGGUGACAGGGGACAGCUUUGAGUUCCGCGUCACUGACCCCGCGGGAAACACCAUGCUGCCUGAAAUGUAGGUUUUAUUCCAUUGGUACAUACAGUAUUACUUCAACUACCCCGUACCCCUGCACAUUGACUCGGUACCGGUACUCCGUGUAAAUAGAUAGCCUCGUUAUUGUUAUUUUAUUGAGUUACUAUUUCUUAAAUUUUUGGCUAAUAUUUUCUUACUUUUUAACUCUGCAUUGUUGGGAAAGGGCUCAUAAGUAAGCAGUUCACGGUACAAAAAAAGUUUGAGAGACACUGUCUUAUACUACAUAGAUGGAUUCGGAGGUGGGCACUUUCUGUGCACAGUUAUAGUGGGUACAGUAGACCGAUUCACACACAGCUUAGAAUCUUCCCAAAUGUCACGACUGAUACCAUAUAAAAAUAACCUGUUCCCAGAUCUGAAUGUACUGUAUGUCAAUGGUAUGACAAUGAUAGUCAGAGUUUGCUAAAGCACAUACAGAUGGGACCAGGGUAAAAUAAAUAGUCUAGCCACGCUUUACCUCUCCUGUCCACUCUUGACCCCACCUGUGGCCUGUCUAGCAGACUGGAGCUGACGUGGUCUCGGGUGGAGCUGUCGGCUACGUGCUACCGGGUAUGUGAGAACGCAGGCAUGCUGCAGGUGCAGCUGACGCGCAGUGGGAAAAGCAUGGACCCGGCCUACAUUGCUAUUCAGGUACAGUAGAGUAGUGUCCUGAACACAACUCACAACAGUCAACUGAACAGCCAUGCUGUGGACUAGAGCAGCUAGGGUCAACGUCUGGUGGUAAAGUUGUAUACGUUUAAUUGAAUGGGACUUGAAUCUAAGUCUGAGAAGGUCAACCCCUCUUUCUCUGUUUCAGGUGGAAGAGGGUACUGCCAAGGUGGGGAAAGAUUUCACCCACAGCACGGCCAGUCUGAUCCAGUUCGAUCCAGGUCUGUGAUGAUCCACAUCAAAGGGUGGCCAACCCUGCUCCUGUGGGGGUGGGAUUAGUUGAAAUACCUGUAAUAAUGUUAUUAGUUGAUAUAGCUACCUCCUCUUCUCUCUCCCUGUAUAACUGACUAGGAGUCAAUGUGAAAACCUGGAACAUUUACCUGAAAGACGACAGCCUGGAAGAAAACCAUGAGAUGUUCACUGUGGUUCUGAAUGCCCCCAAGAACACUGUUCUGGGUCAGAGGAACUCAGCCAGUGUGGAGAUAGUGGAUCCUAGAGGAGGUAAGUUAAGAAUGAUACAGUAAUUGUAUAUAUAGUACAGUAGGCUGAGGGCUGUAUUCUGAUGCCUGUAAUGCUCUGUACUCUGACUUGCUGUAAGCCUUCCUAGGCAGCAGAGGGCGCAUGUUAGCCAUGGUUAAUUGGAACAUUUUAUAUGCUGAUGCAGAGUGAUGUUUAAAUGCCAUGCAUGUGUGACGGUCUGGGUUUUGAACAUGGGGCGUCUGCGUGCCACAAGACUGUGUGACCUGAAUGUGUCUAAUAAGUACACUCAUUUGUAAUUUUCUGUUUCAAACCGUUUCCUUUCUCUUGUUGUACUUUACUGGAUGUAACCCAGGGUCAUGUUCAUUAGGCACCAAACGGAAGAAAGCAGACUGAAACAGGAAGGAACACUUGUUGUUAUUUUCCACUGAAGAACAGUUUGAAAUAUUUUCCGUUGUGUGCCCUAAUGAACAUGACCCUGGUUUCUCUGUCGCUCUCUCUCGCACUUUCUCUCUACAGGAAUGUGUGACCCAGAGGACCUGAGGGUUGAGGAAGAUGAAAAAGGAGCACCUUCAACCCCUCAUGUCCCCCAGUCCCCACAGCUAGAGGAGCACGUCACUGACAUUGAAACAGACCUGCUGUGGGAGAGCCGCCCCCAUCCACCCAGGGGGGACGUGCCCAACCGGAGGCCCUUCCUGGACUACGGGGAAGGAGAGAGGGAGCCCCAGGACCAGGCCCAGGCUACCCAGUUUCACAGCCAGGCCACCAGACAACUCAGACUGCAGGGCAGCAGCAACAGUAAUAGCAACAGUCGCACGGUGAGCCUCAGAGUUUCACAAGUAACUUAAUUGGAGCCAAUUUGUUUGAAUGGAGCAUUUAUUUUUAGAGGAACUGAUGUGAAACUUUGGAGAUUCGAUUGAUAUUAAAAUGAUGUCUGUGGAAGAGAGUUGUCGAAGCCAGACAUAAACUUGCCGUUUACUAUGGACUGGUUGUAGAAUUUCCUUAUUUGCUCCUGAAGGGAAUAUGUUAAAUUCAACAUUGUGUUUUUAUGAAUAGUGCCAGCAUCUAUACUGCAUGUUAGCUGUCUCUCCUCUGUGAUUCUAGGUCUUUCAUUCAGGUGUCAAGAGAAAGAGUGAAGAGAAAGUCUGGACGGUAAGACCUUUCUAUAUACUGUAAGCCUCACAACUUUGGAAGGAGAGAGGUCAGUCGACUCCUGAUACGUGCACUCGCUACCUAAGUGCAAUAUACCUUUCCUGUCCAAAUUUCUGAACAUUGUUUUUAAUUUCUCAUGAUAACAGCAUGCUCUGGUUUAGUGCACACUGCCACAACAUGGUCAAGCUGUUGCAUUUAUCAGGAGUUGACUGUACAGUCUGAUGUUUACAUACACCUUAGCCAAAUGCAUUUAAACUCAGUUUUUCACAAUUCCUGACAUUUAAUCCUAGUAAUAAUUCCCUGUCUUACGUCAGUUAGGAUCACCACUUUAUUUUAAGAAUGUGAAAUGUCAGAAUAAUAGUAGAGAGAAUGACUGACUUAUUUCAGCUUUUAUUUCUUUCAUCACAUUCCCAGUGGGUCGGAAGUUUACAUACACUCAAUUAGUAUUUGGUAGCAUUGCCUUUAAAUUGUUUAACUUGGGUCAAACGUUUCGGGCAGCCUUCCACAAGCUUCCCACAAUAAGUUUGGUGAAUUUUGGCCCAUUCCUCCUGACAGAGCUGGUGUAACUGAGUCAGGUUUGUAGGCCUCCUUGCUCGCACACGUUUUUUCAGUUCUGCCCACACAUUUUCUAUAGGAUUGAGGUCAGGGCUUUGUGAUGGCCACUCCAAUACCUUGACUUUGUUGUCCUUAAGCCAUUUUGCCACAAUUUUAGAAGUAUGCUUGGGGUCAUUGUCCAUUUGGAAGACCCAUUUGCGACCAAGCUUUAACUUCCUGACUGAUGUCUUGAGAUGUUGCUUCAAUAUAUCCACAUAAUUUUCCUUCCUCAUGAUGCCAUCUAUUUUGUGAAGUGCACCAGUCCCUCCUGCAGCAAAGCACCCCCACAGCAUGAUGCUGCCACCCCCGUGCUUCACGGUUGGGAUGGUGUUCUUCGGCUUGCAAGUAUCCCCCUUUUUCCUCCAAACAUAACAAUGGUCAUUAUGGCCAAACAGUUCUAUUUUUGUUUCAUCAGACCAGAGGACAUUUCUCCAAAAAGUACGAUCUUUGUCCCCAUGUGCAGUUGCAAACCGUAGUCUGGCUUUUUUAUGGCGGUUUUGCAGCAGUGGCUUCUUCUUUGCUGAGCGCCCUUUCAGGUUAUGUUGAUAUAGGACUCAAUUUACUGUGGAUAUAGAUACUUUUGUACCUGUUUCCUCCAGCAUCUUCACAAGGUCCUUUGCUGUUGUUCUGGGAUUGAUUUGCACUUUUCGCACCAAAGUUAGUUCAUCUCUAGGAGACAGAACGCGUCUCCUUCCUGAGCGGUAUGACGGCUGCGUGGUCCCAUGGUGUUUAUACUUGCGUACUAUUGUUUGUACAGAUGAACGUGGUACCUUCAGGUAUUUAGAAAUUGCUCCCAAGGAUGAACCAGACUUGUGGAGGUCUACCAUUUUUUUACCUGAGGUCUUGGCUGAUUUCUUUUGAUUUUCCCAUGAUGUCAACCAAAGAGGCACUGAGUUUGAAGGUAGGCCUUGAAAUACAUCCACAGGUACACCUCCAAUUGACUCAAAUUAUGGCAAUUAGCCUAUCAGAAGCUUCUAAAGCCAUGACAUCAUUUUCUGGAAUUUUCCAAGCUGUUUAAAGGCACAGUCAACGUAGUGUAUGUAAACUUCUGACCCACUGGAAUUGUGAUACAGUGAAUUAUAAGUUAAAUAAUCUGUCUGUAAACAAUUGUUGAAAAAAUGACUUGUGUCAUGCACAAAGUAGAUGUCCUAACCGACUUGUUAACAAGACAUUUGUGGAGUGGUUGAAAAACAAGUUUUAAUUACUCCAACCUAAGUGUAUGUAAUCUUCCGACUUCAACUGUAUACAGUGGGGAAAAAAAGUUUUUAGUCAGCCACCAAUUGUGCAAGUUCUCCCACUUAAAAAGAUGAGAGAGGCCUGUAAUUUUCAUCAUAGGUACACGUCAACUAUGACAGACAAAUUGAGAAGAAAAAAAUCCAGAAAAUCACAUUGUAGGAUUUUUAAUGAAUUUAUUUGCAAAUUAUGGUGGAAAAUAAGUAUUUGGUCACCUACAAACAAGAUUUCUGGCUCUCACAGACCUGUAACUUCUUCUUUAAGAGGCUCCUCUGUCCUCCACUCGUUACCUGUAUUAAUGGCACCUGUUUGAACUUGUUAUCAGUAUAAAAGACACCUGUCCACAACCUCAAACAGUCACACUCCAAACUCCACUAUGGCCAAGACCAAAGAGCUGUCAAAGGACACCAGAAACAAAAUUGUAGACCUGCACCAGGCUGGGAAGACUGAAUCUGCAAUAGGUAAGCAGCUUGGUUUGAAGAAAUCAACUGUGGGAGCAAUUAUUAGGAAAUGGAAGACAUACAAGACCACUGAUAAUCUCCCUCGAUCUGGGGCUCCACGCAAGAUCUCACCUCGUGGGGUCAAAAUGAUCACAAGAACGGUGAGCAAAAAUCCCAGAACCACACGGGGGGACCUAGUGAAUGACCUGCAGAGAGCUGGGACCAAAGUAACAAAGCCUACCAUCAGUAACACACUACGCCGCCAGGGACUCAAAUCCUGCAGUGCCAGACGUGUCCCCCUGCUUAAACCAGUACAUGUCCAGGCCCGUCUGAAGUUUGCUAGAGUGCAUUUGGAUGAUCCAGAAGAGGAUUGGGAGAAUGUCAUAUGGUCAGAUGAAACCAAAAUAGAACUUUUUGGUAAAAACUCAACUCGUCGUGUUUGGAGGACAAAGAAUGCUGAGUUGCAUCCAAAGAACACCAUACCUACUGUGAAGCAUGGGGGUGGAAACAUCAUGCUUUGGGGCUGUUUUUCUGCAAAGGGACCAGGACAACUGAUCCGUGUAAAGGAAAGAAUGAAUGGGGCCAUGUAUCGUGAGAUUUUGAGUGAAAACCUCCUUCCAUCAGCAAGGGCAUUGAAGAUGAAACGUGGCUGGGUCUUUCAGCAUGACAAUGAUCCCAAACACACCGCCCGGGCAACGAAGGAGUGGCUUCGUAAGAAGCAUUUCAAGGUCCUGGAGUGGCCUAGCCAGUCUCCAGAUCUCAACCCCAUAGAAAAUCUUUGGAGGGAGUUGAAAGUCCGUGUUGCCCAGCGACAGCCCCAAAACAUCACUGCUCUAGAGGAGAUCUGCAUGGAGGAAUGGGCCAAAAUACCAGCAACAGUGUGUGAAAACCUUGUGAAGACUUACAGAAAACGUUUGACCUGUGUCAUUGCCAACAUAGGGUACAUAACAAAGUAUUGAGAAACUUUUGUUAUUGACCAAAUACUUAUUUUCCACCAUAAUUUGCAAAUAAACUCAUAAAAAAUCCUACAAUGUGAUUUUCUGGAUUUUUCUUUUCUCAUUUUGUCUGUCAUAGUUGACGUGUACCUAUGAUGAAAAUUACAGGCCUCUCUCAUCUUUUUAAGUGGGAGAACUUGCACAAUUGGUGGCUGACUAAAUACUUUUUUUCCCCACUGUAUAUGUGUCACCAUGUUUCACAUUUUAUUGUGUCCCCACUCUCCACUAGUUCCAUGCACUCACCCCACUGAGACUCGAGGAAAGGAGGCUGCCGAUUCCUGAGCCCAUCCCCCAGGUGCACCCGGACCUCCAGGUGACCCCCAUCUGGAGCUGGUCUGGCCACAGGGAGUUCCUCCACGAGGUCAGGGUGGGGGAUGCCCCCCAGGAGGACGCCCCUGUACCCUCGGCCAAACAACACAGGGCUGGACGCCAGCGCAAGGUGAGGGCAUUGUUUUAACUAAAGGGGGGGGCUAGGGGGGUUGGGUGCAAUGUUUCCUCUAAGCUGCACACAUGCACACAGUAGCCGAGACUGCCAUGCAGCUCCCCGGAACUGCUGCACAGAAAUAUAAGCCCACCGAGAGAGGCACGAGAUUGAACUUCACUCAACUUUCUAGAGCAGUGGUCCCCAACAUUGCCAAACAUUUCUGUAAAAAAAAAAGCAACGAUAAAGCAUUGUGUUCCUAAUUUUGUUUUUAUUCGUCUCGGGCUGUUGGCGGUAGGUGCACCCGAAUCAGCUGACCUGUGCGCCGGGUAGGCGAACUGUUGCCAUUUUGAACCAUUUAAUGUGUCUGAAGGUACAAACUCUGCCUUCCCGGUGGGCCGAGAGAGCAAAUCAAGCCUACGGCUGGCCAAUCGGAUGGCUCAGAUGACCGUGUCUGCAGUAAAGUAGCAGGCAUAAAAGAAAGCAACAGCAAAGUUGAUACUUUGAGAUUUCAAAACGUUUAAAACCAUGACUAGAGAGAGACUUUCAACGAAUACAGCGAAGAGAUGCUGUUUUUAUGAGUGAGUUAAUGUUUAGUUCUUACUCAACACUGUUAACUACUUUGUAUUCAACUCUUUUAUAAGCCAUAAAAUGCACGUUCUUCCUAUUAUAUGAAUGAGUAGGAAAGUGUAUCUAUUGGCUUGCGUUGUUGUUAUUAUUAGCGGCUUGGGUCUUUUUUAAUAUCUAGGAAUAUUUCACUUUCUCUGUUCAUAGGAGUAAUAACAUGAAUUUGUGCAAGAGGCAGAAAUAAUGCGGUGCCACUCGAGUUUCCCCAUCAACUGGAAGACGGUGUCUCUUUUUGGUAAGGGAGAGUUGAGGGUCUGCUGCUCUCUCCCUCCUCUGAGACUGACCAUCAGAUGCAGCCACCAUCAGCCCAAUAAAAUAAAAAUAAAAAGCAAAUUAUUUAAACGUAUGCUCACUCAGCUGUGCUUCACAAGUAAUACAACAACAGAUCUAUUACCGGUGUGAUCAUAUAGCCUACCUCAAAUGUUUUAAAAUGUCCCGAACAACAAUGCAUUGGCAGGGCAAUUCAAGCAAAGACAAUAUGCGGAGAUAAUGUAUUGGCAGUGGCGUGUAUUCAUGGUGCCAAGGGAAGCCAGGCUUCCCCAGAAAAUGGACCAAGUAAAACAAUAAUGUAUCUUUCGUCUCUCUGUUUCAUAAUUUUCCUUCAAUUCGCAAGAGGCUGAAUGUAUCUCACAGGAGAAAGCAUCCGAGCGAGCACAACAGCACACCUCUGUCUCUCUACUUGUAGGCCAUCUAGCUGAUGCUGUCUGGUCCAAACGAGUAUGACAUUGUUGCUGCCCGUAGCAUUGAGGGCAAGGGAAGCCAGCGAGCAUCUGGCCUCCCUUGACAAUUUUUUAAAUAAGAAAUGUGCCAAUCAGCAUUGAGAUAAACUGAGCGAGCUCAACUGUGAAUGGUCCUGGCGCACCCAAAAAAAUUGUCAAGGGAAGCCAGCUUGGAUUUGGCGCCACUCCUAUCAAAUCCCAUUGAGAGCAUACAUCAUUGACAGAAAAACUUGAAUUGUUGCAUCUCAUUGUGUUGUUGUCCUCUGGUGCUCUAGCUGAAAUUGGCCCUUUCCUAAAUUAGCCAUAGAUGGAGAUAGGGAAUUGGACUUAUGAUUCUGAUCCAACCAGUAAUUCAUACAUUGUUGUGCCCCUGGCUUGAGAGGAUGGAAGUUCAAUAUGUAGCUAGAUGUCGAAGGCUAAUGUUAACUAGCUAACGUUGCCCAUGAAUGGAAGUUAGGCUAGUGAGCAAGCAUUUUAGCCAGGUUGCCUAGGACAACAAAAAAUUUAAGUUUGUACUGUAUGACAGAGUGAUAAAUUGUUUCGUCAACAUGGAAGAGAGGAGAAUGGCAUUGGCGAGUGAACAUGUUUUUCUACUUGCACAAUGCACACACACACAGAAAUCUGUUGGUAUCUUGUAGUUGUCACUGUAUUAGACUAAGCAUAGGUGAUUUGAUGAUGUUGAAAUUGUGCUGGAAAUAGUGGAGGCAGCUCCUGUUUUCUAUGCGACUUGCGGUAACUCUCUGUGGUUCUAAAUCAAUGCUUGUUUAGUUGUCCGAAAAUGUCGGAAACAUGAACUUGCUUGACCAUGCUGUAGGUCAUGUAACUGUCUGUUACUGUACAUGCAAUAUGAUUUGUGGACUUCACUGGACAGAGGGUGCUAUCUGGUUUUGUGAUAAAACAAAGGUGUGGUUGUCUCGGCCUUUAGGCCUAUAUAUCACUGUCGCAAGGCAUAUGAAUUAACAGGUUAUAGAGCAAACAACGCAAUUAUCACAACAUAUAGGUUGUAAUAUGGCUUUUUUGUGGGGGGGGCUUCCCCAAUAAUUUUACCCACGCACCACUACUGUGUAUUGGGCCUAUAGCUUACUGCACAAACCUCAUUGCUACAGUACUGUUUUUAAUUGGUUAAUGUUGCAUAGGCUUACGUUUUUUAAGUCAUGUUAAAAAAAAAUCUGAGCGGUGGAUCUCGACUUGCAUUUUGACUCAAAGUGAUUUUGACUCAGAAAAGGUUGGUGACCACUGUUCUAGAGUUUUCCCUGUUAACACUAUCAACGUUUCCCUUUACUGUGGCAAUUGUGAUCGAAUCAAUGCAAUAUUAGCCACUUUCAAUGCAACAUACCGAAACAAAACAAACUAUAUAUGCAAGAGAUGAGGCAGAACGUAUCGGAGUAGGAUUCUAUUGCAUUGACAUGCACUACUCAGCCCGUACUCUACACAGACCGGUGUGGCAUAAACAAUCAGAGCUGCAGUAGGCCUAUAUGCAAAUAGACCAUUGCCAUAUAUGGAUUUGUGCCAUUUACUUUGAACUGAUUUGUGUUUACAGCAUGAGCGGUCGUGAGUAGAUGCACUUGUUUUGAGAUCAAAGCGAGACCUGCAUGAAGCCACGUGUGCACAUUUUGUUCAUAGCCUUUGCUAGUUAGUGAGUUAUUAGCCCAGUUAUAUAUCAUUUGUAGUCAGUAAUAGGGGAGUGAUUGCUUCCUACAAGAGCACAAAAUGUGUACAUUUCUAGACAUCUUUGAAAAGCGAGCCAGGUAAAGGGGCAGUGUUGUAUUUUGAGACAGGCUUAUAUAAGAUAAGUAGCCAAUAGGCAGAGGAUAGCAUAAUUUUACUGAUUCUCUGUAAUAAUGGUAUGGGAAUAAUAAUGCAUUUUAUUUUGUAAAGUGGUUUCUUGCAUCAAACAACACCACAACAUGUUCAGUCACCUCCUUGUCUGAAAGACAAGUGGAUAAACAGGGUACUGUCAAGCCCUGCAUGUUUUUUUUUCAAAAGUCUCAUGGAAUGUAGGCCUACAUUGAACACCACACAUUGGCUGCUACUGUAGGCUGAAAGAUAGAACAGCUAUUUCCAUGUUAAAAUGUUAUGAGAUGUAUUUUCUCCAUUGUUUUUGAUGGUAGGCCACUCUGGUAGGCCUACAUUAUGAUCAAAUUGCCACAGUAGCCUACAUGGCCACUGUUAAAACUGUAACUUAAAGCAGGUACAGCCUCAGUGUUCACAGUAAACGGGUGCUGGAAGUUGCAUUGAAUUUUCACAAUGUUAAAGUUUGCACUCAGCAGACCUGAAAUGUACUCAGUGCUGAAAAAAAUUAGAGGGAACAUUGGUUGGGUGUUUUGGAUGGAGACACACUGGGACUGACUGGCAAUCUCAAAGCCCAGGAGAGUCUUAGUGUAGUUAUAAUCAAAUAGUCCAGUCUCGAGACCACAUAUUGAGUGUUUCGGUCUUGUCUCUGUUUUUUUAUUUAACCUUUAUUUAAUUAGGCAAGUCAGUUAAGAACAAAUUACGGCCUACUUGUAAAGCACCCCGGCCAAACCCUCCCCUAACCCGGAUGACACUGGGCCAAUUGUGCGCCGCCCUAUGGGACUCCCGAUCACGGCCGGUUGUGAUAAAGCCCGGGAUCGAACCCGAGUACAAAUAUCGGAUACGUUUGUACUCGGUCUUGACUCGAUCUCGGACAGUGAGGACUCGUAAUUUCUUUCCGAGACCAGCCGAGUAAAAAACUCAUAAUUAUCAGCUUCCAUUCAGUCAGCGCAUAAAACCGCUUCGCCAGGACAAAUAUAUACACUCCUUUCUUGAAGCAUUAAUACCUUAACAACCUUUAUAUCUAUUAUAGACAUGUUUGCGCAGUAGCGAAUCUAUUCGCCUUCAGUGUGUGACAGGUUCGUGAUUCUGAAAGGACAGCAACCGUAAUACCAGCGCACUCAUGUAGGAGAGUUCACUUUUUGUAAAACACAUAUGGCCAUGGCAGUGGUGUAGUGGAGGGUAUACGCAGGUAUAAGCCGUAUACCCACUUUCUUUCAGUGGGCAUUGCUUACACUCACAUCUUAAUCCCUACUGAUGCGCAUUAAAGUAGUGUAGUGGAGGUAUACGACUUAUCAAUUAUGAAGUACAAUACAGAAAUCAUGUACAAAGUAGCCUACACAAUCUCAAAGCACUGUCACGCCCUGGCUCUGGGGACUAUGUUAUGUUGAGCCAGGGUAUGUAGUCUAUGUUUGUAUAUCUAUGUGGGCCUGAGUGACUCCCAAUCAGAGGCAACGAGUGUCAGCUGGUUGUCUCUGAUUGGGAGCCAUAUUUAACUAUCGGUCUUUUCACUUUGUGUUGUGGUUUCUUGUUCCUUUUGGUUUUUGUGUAUCGAAGGACUUCACGUUUCGUUCGUUGUUUUGAUCGGGUGAUCUGUUUAAUAAAUAAUAUGUACGCAUUCAACGCUGCACAUUGGUCCUCCUCCUUAAGCGAUCGUGACAGAAGAAACCACCAUAACAGGACCAAGCAGCAUGAAGAAGAGAGAGGAUGGACUUGGGAGCAGUGGAGUAGGAGUCUCAACUGGGCCCAGCCAAGCGAAGAGCAGAAAGGUUGGACUUUGAAGCAGUGGAGUGAGAGUCUGGCGAGAACUAGGGAGGCCUGGUCCACGGGGAGGAGAGAACCCCAGAAAAUUUUUAGGGGGGGGGCUCACGACGUGGACGACGGGGCAGCCGGAGGCCGCGAUGGAGCGGUCCAGCGGGUGUGCAGAGGAGGCCGCCAGGUUAAGGGGGCCACUGGUCACAGAGGAGAGGGAAAGUGUGGAGGCACGGCGAGAGGUACUGGGGUGUAUUACCAGUCCGGUCCGGCCCGUUCCUGAUCCCUGCAUAGGGCCAGUGGCGUGUGUCCCCAGUACGGUUCGGCCUGUUCCUGCCUCUCGCACCGAGCCUGUGGUGCGCGUCGUCAGCCCUGUCCGGCCCGUUCCUGCUCUCCGUACCAAGUCGGUGGUGCGCGUCGCCAGCCCGGUCCGGCCCAUUCCUGCUCCCCGCACCAAGUCUGUGGUGCGUUUCGUCAGCCCGGAUCGGCCCGUUCCUGCUCCCCGCACCAAGUCAGGGGUGCGCUUCGACAGCCCGGCUCGGCCCGCUCCUGCUCCCCACACCAAGCCAGUGGUGUGCGUCGUCAGCCCGGCUCGGCUCGUUCCUGCUCCCCGCACCAAGUCAGGGGUGCGCUUCGACAGCCCGGCUCGGCCCGCUCCUGCUCCCCACACCAAGCCAGUGGUGUGCGUCGUCAGCCCGGCUCGGCUCGUUCCUGCUCCCCGCACCAAGUCAGGGGUGCGCUUCGUCAGCCCUGUCCGGCCCGUUCCUGCUCUCCGCACCAAGUCUGUGGUGCGCGUCGUCAGCCCGGUUCGGCCCGUUCCUACUCCACGCACCAAGCCUACGGUGUGCGUCGACAGCCCAGCCCGGCCCGUUCCUGCUCUCCGCACCAAGUUUGUGGUGCGCGUCGCCAGCCCAGUCCGGCCCAUCCAAGCUCCCCGCACCAAGCCAGUGGUGUGCGUCGUCAGUCCGGCACGGCCCGUGCCUGCUCUCCGCACCAAGUCUGUGGUGCGUUUCGUCAGUCCAGCACAACCCGUGCCUGGGUCAUGUCCGGAGCCGGAUCCGCCGCCGAGGCGGAGUGCCCACCCGGUCCCUCCCCUGUUGUGGUUGUUUGGCGCGGUCGGAGUCCGCGCCUUUGGGGGGGGGGGUACUGUCACGCCCUGGCUCUGGGGACUAUGUUAUGUUGAGCCAGGGUAUGUAGUCUAUGUUUGUAUAUCUAUGUGGGCCUGAGUGACUCCCAAUCAGAGGCAACGAGUGUCAGCUGGUUGUCUCUGAUUGGGAGCCAUAUUUAACUAUCGGUCUUUUCACUUUGUGUUGUGGUUUCUUGUUCCUUUUGGUUUGUGUGUAUCGAAGGACUUCACGUUUCGUUCGUUGUUUUGAUCGGGUGAUCUGUUUAAUAAAUAAUAUGUACGCAUUCAACGCUGCGCAUUGGUCCUCCUCCUUAAGCGAUCGUGACAAGCACGUGAAAUAUAUUCACAUCCGCGCCGCACACAUAGCCUAGUUUCAGCAGAAUAUCAUCUGCAGGCAGUAAGAGUGUGCAGCUCUCAACUGGUUUUGGCAUGGUGCAGCUCACAGAAGAAUGAUAUCUACCAGUAAAUGCUAACUAGGGAAACAAUGGGUAUGCAAACCCAGUAUUGAAAAAGUUUAGUCAGGAGUGUUGGUUAGUAGGCUAUUUGUAAUGCGCAGUUGUCAUCAUGCGUUUGCAUCAGGGGCGUAAAUGUGGAUGGGCCUGGGUGUGCAGAGGCCCACCCAUUGGGGAGCUAGGCCCUGGCAGGCCCACCCAAUCAGAUUGAUGUGGUUUAAGCAUUGUUGUGGACUUAGACCAUCACAGUUUUGUAUUUUUUCUAUGAGUGAAAAUCAGAAAAAUCUAUAGGAAAAAUCAUAAAAAAUCAUAGGAAAACAUACGAUUUUUCACACAGGGUGCCUUUCCUUCGCUGGGCAGGCCGUUUGGGAACUUUUGGGCAAAAUUAGAGUAUACCCACUUCUCCAUGCACCACUACACCACUGUAUAGGGCCGAUGGAAAGACAGCAGUCACACAGAGCAUGAUGUUAAAGGAUAAACAGUCCAUCAACUCUGACAUAAUAAGCCAAUAGGUCCCAAUCAUAAGAAUACAAAAACGCAACCAUUAAGCAUUUCCCAAUCGACAUUUACAACAUUUAAUGUCUAGCACAUAAAGUAACCGGUGACCUAAAGUUUAAAGUGGAACUGACAGCGUUUUACCUACUUUGCAGUUAUGAAACAAACAGACAAUCAUAAUAUUAGUAAAAAAUAUCAAAUUCCCAGUUUAUGCUACAAAACCAACUUUAUAAGAGGUUUUAAAAAUAGGUUCUAUUUGACUCAACAUUCCAUGUCGGUAAGGCAUUGUUGGCAGACUAGGUCUCUGACCCCUUGUCUCCCUCCCGGUCUCGGUCUUGACUCGGUCUCUCCCCUCCUCCGGUCUCGGUCUUGACUCGGUCUCUCCCCUCCUCUGGUCUUGGUCUUGAAUCGGUUUUCGCUUUAGGUGGUCUCGAACACAACACUGUUUAGAACAACCAUUCAUUCAUUCUCUCUCUCCUUCCCUGUAUGGCCCAGGCUGGGAAGUCAGUGAGCACUUCCUGCCCCACGGGUUGGAGCCACUACAGGAGGCACUGCUACAUCCUGAGCCCUGGUGUGGCCAGCUGGAGCAGUGCUCAACGGGCCUGCACCUUACUGUAAGAACACCUACAUUACAUGUACUACCUAUGGGCCCAGGUCAAAAGUAGUAGGCUACCACUAUAUAAGGAAUAUCUCUAGUAGCCAUUCUGUUGGUUCUGGAGAAUAGGUGAUCCGCCUAUGCACUAACUCUACUAAUGUUCUGUUUUUAAUGCUCUUUCUAAGGUUUGACAGCAAUCUAACAAGUGUCCAGUCGAAAAAAGACAUGGCGUGGUUAUGGAAAUUUGCUGGGAAACAGGCAUUUUGGAUCGGUAAGGGGAACAUCGCUACAUUCUCUGUUAGCAAAUUCUCUUACAGCAGAACACAGAGUUUUAUUAUUUUUCCUGAAUACUUGUUUCAUAUGUUUACAGGCCUGUCAGGCAGCCCAGGACAUUGGACCUGGACGGACGGAAAAUCCCUGUCAUUCUCCAGACUCAAGAAGGACCGAGCCCAAGAGCAGCAGCCUGAGAGUGCUGCCUCUAGUUCUAUGUGUGUGUUAGCCCAAAGCCAGAAAACAUGGACACCCAUGACCUGCACCACGGCACCAGAACGCAGAUACAUUUGCUCAUCGCCUGCACAGAGUCAC
Coregonus sp. 'balchen' is the source of this 27598-nucleotide messenger RNA. Lineage: Eukaryota; Metazoa; Chordata; Actinopteri; Salmoniformes; Salmonidae. The record is from the annotation of a GenBank genome assembly.